Oncorhynchus keta (chum salmon) is the source of this 3876-nucleotide messenger RNA. Its product is annotated as anillin-like. The record is from RefSeq and is a predicted model, not a curated record. The transcript is spliced from 24 exons. Gene Ontology annotation, biological process: actomyosin contractile ring assembly; mitotic cytokinesis; septin ring organization. Lineage: Eukaryota; Metazoa; Chordata; Actinopteri; Salmoniformes; Salmonidae. Bases 258 to 2936 code for a protein of 892 amino acids. Gene Ontology annotation, cellular component: actomyosin contractile ring.
UCCUUGCCUCUUCCGCUCUGGAAGUUAAUCGUCUACCUUCCAUAAAUACGAUGCCAAAAGUGUUGCGCACUAACGCUUGGCGUUACGGUAGUCUUAGGGGAUGUUUUCAAGCACAACAGACGUACGUCUAGAACCCGCUGAAAUUCAAAGUUUAAAGUAGGAAAGGUGUCGAAAAAAACAAAGUCUUUUGAAUCUUCACUGAAAUGUAUGCCUAGUCGUGACUUGUUUGCCACACACUGACAUUUCUGUUCAGGAGUAUGGAUAGGAAACAUCGAAGUGGGUUGUCGACAGCUUUGAAGAGACAUAGAGGUCCUCUGUCUGACACAGAGGACAAUGUCCCCUCGUCAGAGGUCAAUGAUGUUCAGAAGAGGCGUCGCCUGAAGUUGUUGGGCGAGGAGAACGUCAGUCCUAACAAAAGUUCUUCAUCAAGAGACCACCUCUGCUGUGCAGAGCUGGAGGUGAAGCCAGACACCCACGCUCUCUGCUCUGUCCGCUCCAGAGUACAGCAACUAAUCCAGAGACGUGCUGGAGGCCCUCUACUGGCUCCGAGACCAUCCAUUAUAAUCCAGGAAGGGUUCAAAGAGCACAUUCUUAUUGGUGAGGCAGAAUUCAGCUCACGGGUGGAGCGGUUUAACGCCCCCACCACCUGUCCGGCCAGCCCUCUGCCAGGAAACUGGUGCCCCCGUACCCUCUCCAACGCCGUUACCAACGUACAGCUUACACUUGAGGACAGUGAAACACCCAAGCAGGUAUCCUGCAUACGCCAGGAAAGAGAGGAGGAGCUGCGACUCUUAAGGGCCCAGCCAAUUGCAAAGAAUUUCUUUCUAAAUCAAAGAUUCUCUGAUUCCUCUCUGACUGAGAGGGCGACCCCACCCGUCUCCUCAUCCUCCCCUCGGAUGAUGGUUGGCUAUAGCAGGAGACUGCAGUGGCCACCGUUCCAACCAUGGAAUCAGGCAGACCUCAAUGUGACUGGUUAUGAGCCUCUCUGGGUGAAGGACGGCAGCUUUACCGAGACUUCUGUCACUGCUAAGAUCCAUGGAGUGGAGCCUCCAAUCCAAGACACUGCAAGAGGAGAAGUCACUAUUACAGAUGAAGAGCUUGGAGGUAGACACUUUAACGAGGCUGAGCUGAGCUUUCAAGAUGAAACCAACACUGCUGAGAUGAUUGACCUGAUGUUUAAGGACAUGCUGGAGGAUUCUGCCCAGGGAAGAGAGAAGGAGGGCACUGAGGAUUACUACAGUGGCAUAGCCACAGUGAUGCGCAGAAAGGAGAAAACAGAGUUGGACAAAGGGAAAGCUGAGGAGGGUGAAGACCUGGAAGAGAUCAGGGAACUGGACUCCAGUGUAGAUGAGCUGCUGACCCUCCCACCCAGCUGCAUCCUCUCUCCUCUCAGCAGGUCUGUGGAAGCUGUGGUCACUCCAAUGAGACUUGCAGCUAGUCAGCCAGCCACCCCACCAUCCCUACCUCUGACUCCUGAAGAGCUGACCACUCCCCCUGCCGACAGUGCCCCUCUCUACAGCAUCGAUGCUUACGGUACCCAGAGGCAGAGCACCAAGUCAGCUAUUCAGAGUGUAACCCCAGGAUUGCAGAGGCGUGCCGCUGAGAAGUCCCACCCCCAGAAAACUGUCAACACCAAGGACAGGAUCAUGGUUCUGAAUGAGGAGGCUGCCAAGAUACAGACGGUGAUCAAUCAGACGUUGCAGGCCCUCAGCUGCUGCACUGACGAGGACCACGGCAGAGGUUCCCUGGAGGAGGCCGAGGCUGAGAAACUACUGCUCGUCUCCUGUGAGAAGCGGGCGGCCCUGCUGGCUGAGGUGACCAGGCUGAGGGAGAGGGGGAUCUCAGGGGAGUUAGAGGGCGGUGAUGGUGAGGGGGACACCAGCAUGUCCCAGCACCCCUGCAGGGGCACCGUCAGCAUCAACAGUGUCCAGCUCCCUCUCAAGGUGGAGUUUGUCUGCUCAGCCCGCACACAAACAGGUCGCCCAACUCACUAUUUCUUUGUCCUGAUUCGCUAUGGACCCUGCAACAUUGUUGCGACCCCAUUGGCCACUGCAGCGGAUGCCCAGAAUGGAGACACCAUCUCCUUCCCCACCUCCAUCACCAUGCAGGACAUUCACUCCAACUUUGAGAUUGAUAUUGAGGUCUACAGCCUGUCCCACACCUCAGGCAACACCUGUAAUGUGGAUCUCCGCAGCUCUUCCAGGUCAAAGAUCACCCCAAGGAAGCUUCUAAGCACCAUAAAGAGAUCCAACCACUGUGUGACAUCUUCUACCAUGCCAGCCCUGAACACCCGCCGCACUAGCCACUUCUCUCUGGUUGGUUCUCACAAGAUCUCCCUGGCCUCCCUGGGCCAUAGCAAGUUCCCCCUGGACAAGAUACAGUUUGAAGGCAAAAUCAGGAGACUCCUGGGAGAUGAGUUUCAGGAAAAGGUGCCCUUCCUAUCUCCACUAGAGGGAAACAUCUACCUGCGACUAGACAGCGAGAGACAGUCUAACGUCCAACAUCAGGGCUUCCUUACAAUGUUUGAGGUGGUGAAUGGAUUUGGAGCUUGGCAUCGACGCUUCUUUGUCCUGGAGGGAAACCACAUGUCCUAUUGGAACCACCCCAAUGACCAGGGCAGCAAGGUAGCAGAAGGCAGUAUCUCUUUGUUUAGUUCCUCUGGUCAAAGUGUGAAGCCAGUGAAGAGGGACUCCUGUGCUCGCCCUUAUACUUUUGAACUGGUCAGUGGCAUCCAGACUGCACAACAGAAUGACCAGCUCGCUCUGGCCAAGUGCUGGUUCUCAGCAGAUACGCGGGAGGAUCGAAAGGACUGGAUGGAGAAGCUCAACCAGGUUCUCCUGGACCUGCAUGCCUGGACUCACCAAGCCCUGAACCAUGCUGGAGCACAGCCCAACACUCAGGCCAGCAGUGGGAACAUAAUGGAGAUCAGUCUGUAACACACUAUUAUAUAAUCAUAUGCUAUAUCUUUAUAUAUAUCUAUCCCUCUCUCUCUCUCUUUAUAUAUAUAUCUUUAUCGAUUCUUAUGAUUACCAUUGGGAGGUUAUUUUAUACGUGGUGAUAUUUUUGCCUUGUCACUUUGAAUAGCUCUUUAAAAUAGAGCUCCAUCUUGUGGCCUAUUAGCAUUAUAUACUAUUUAACUGAGCUUGAAGUGGACAAUUUAACUACAUCCAUAUAAUCUAGAAACUACUGAAUAAGUAUCAAAGCUAGUGCAGAAGAGCCCUAACACUAAAUGGAUGAUUAGUCCAAUAGUGUAGUUAUAAUUCUGAUAAGCCAAACACUACAAAGCAUGACAUGUCUACUGGACAACAUUAUUUCAGUACUACAGCAUUGCUGUAAUACCCUCUAAAGUGUGGAAAUAUGUCUAUCAGAAAUAAUAUAGUCUACCUCUAAAAUAUAUAAAUACCUCAUCUAAAAACUCAUUAAUUUAGUGAUUUAAGUAGAAUUGUAGUGCAAGUUGAGUUAUAGUAUUGUACUUGACAACCUGCUACGAGGUUGGAAAUACUGACCAUUAAUGAGUUCCUUCAUUCAAAAUCUAGUGCUGUGUUGUGCAUAACCCAAAAGGGGCCAGACCACAAAAAUGGCAGCUACCCAGGCAAGGCAAUUGAGAGUAUAGAAUGAUGUACGUCCGAAGGAGAUGUUCGGCAUAAUGUUAGUGCCUCAUCUGAUGAUAAAUCCUAGUAGGACCCUAAAGGGACAUGAUGAAUGUAGCUGCUGUCUGUAGACUCUGUUAACCUAUUUCCCCCCUUGAUGUAUUUGCUGUCAAUCUGUCAUUCUCUUUUUGUAUGUGGAUGUUAUCAGCUACCUGUCAACAUUCUUAUAUGCAGUUGAUUUGAUGAAGGUACUACAAGUAAAUAAUAAAAAUGUCUCUAAUAGUGU